AUGGAGGUUAGAAUACCCUCUGCUGUGGUACAGAAUCUACAAAUGUUCAUUAAACUAAAACAGCCAUCACUGCAGAAAACUCAAGAAGUGAUGCAAAGUGAAAACCAAACCCAGAACCCUGAGGGGAUAAUUAAAGAGCUGUGCGUAUGUAAUGGAUUGUCUUAUGAGAACAUUGAUCAAGAGGGACUGAAGACAACAGCGCUGGAGAUGUUUUUCUCAGGUUACCCUAGAAUUGUAGGCAUGAAAUAUUUCCCAAAUUUAACUACUCUCACUCUUGUUGGGCAACACAUUGAAAACAUUACAGGCCUGAAGCACUGCUUGUUGCUCAGAGAGCUGUGGAUUGCUGAAUGCUGUUUAGUGAGAAUAAGUGGUCUACAAAAAUGUGUGAAUUUAGAAAAGCUUUACCUUUAUUGCAAUGAAAUUUCCAAGAUUGAAAAUCUGGAAGCCCUAACAAAGCUGAGCGUACUUUGGUUGAAUAAUAACCAGAUCAAAAACAUAGAGGGCUUACAUACUCUGCAGAAUUUGCAAGAGGUCAACUUUGCUGGAAACCUAAUAACAAAAAUAGGAAGUUGCUUGGACUUCAAUACAAAAAUUGAAAAAAUAAACCUCUCUCAUAACAAAUUAUCUUCCUUCAAGGAACUCACAAAUUUGUCAAGACUACCUAACUUAAAAGAUUUGGCCCUCAAUGAUCCCCUGUACGGACCCAACCCUGUUUGCCUUCUUUCUAACUAUGCCAUCCACGUGCUGUAUCACAUACCACAGCUUCAAAGGCUGGAUACAUAUGACGUUUCCCAAAAGCAUAUCAAGAUUCUGGCAGAGACUACAAUUAUGAAAAAAAUAACGUACUGUCGCAUGCAUGUAAAAAGUGUCCAGAGACAGCUCCAUGGCAAGCUUGAGGAGCUAAAGGAAAGGAGAAGCAGACUGCAGAGUUUGCCAGAAAAUAAGAUAAAGUUGUUCAGCUGCAACAUAAAACAACUGGAAUGUGAACUGGACAAGAUGGAAAUGCUGGAUAAAACAGCAAGUAGAGAAUCUCAAAGGAGAAGGAAUCUGGCAGCUGAAAAUUCAGUUCAUGACAAGGAAGAUGCAGAAAAGGCAUGCCUUGAGAAGGCAUUUGUACAAAAAAUAAAUGCCAUGAAGGAAAGAAUAACAUUCUGGAACAGAAAACUGGAUGAAAUUGAAAAAUAUUACCUAACAGAAAUGAAGAAGAAGAAGAAGAGUUUUAACUUGUUAGUCCAAUUCUUGUUGUUGGAAUUGGAAACAGUGGGAAACAUUCACUUUGAAGAAGGUUUAUCAAACAGUCCCUGGUUUAGUUCCUGUUGCGAUCUAAUUCAGUCACGAUUUUGUAGCAGGGAUUUCAGAGCGUAUGAUAUCAUUGGAGUGAAAAUAAACCGUGCAUUCAGAGUGCACAAUCAAAUCCUAAGGCUGAUAUUUGAAGAGAAGCUCCAAACGUUUCUGGAAAAAGAAACCUUCAGUGUAGCAGAAAACUACAAAGAGAAGCUGGAGUAUCUCUUUUAUGUAUUUAAUCCUGAGUGGUCAGAAAAGCAGCUGCUUCAGGUACUGGAGGAUGGCUUCCAUGACAUGGCAAUGCAUGCGCAGCCUGGGAGGAAUGAAGCUGUCCUUCUUUGUAACAGCCUGAACAUAUGUGAAUGUCCCAGAAUAGAGUUUCUGAAACAGCAAGCCAAGACUGAAGGCAAAAACAGGAGUGAUCCUGAGGAGUCAUUCAGGCAUGGGACAGUGAUAAUUGCAAAAGUUUUCCUUGGCCACAGUGCUCCAGUUUGUCCAAAGAAUCCCAUCUGCCAAGUCAAUUACCCAGAAGCUAAUUCAGUAUUCAGGCCAUGGAAAAGCCUAGAAAGGGGCGCAUCUCCUUCAGGUAAUGAAAUGUGGGCUUCUUUGAAACAGAGAAAUUGUGACAGCAGUGGAUGGCAGUGUGAGUGGUUUGUAUUUGACCAUGGCCUGGUCCUGCCAGAAUACAUUGCUGACCUUGAGUACGUCACACUGGUCAAAGACAAGUCUCUGUUUUCUACAUGCAAUAUAAUUGCAGAAGAGAGAAUGAGAAGCACAGAAGUUUUUAUUCUGUCUCAUGAUUUGCAACGUGAUGAUGAAGUUUUGAACAUGGCACCAUCAGUAGAAGUGAGGCCUAAGAUUACUUGUUUAGAUGAAGUAAAAAUACUUUCAGUAGCUAAGGCCAAUAUCUACAGUCAGCUACAGGUCUUGAAUUUGCAUGGAAACAGACUGAAGAAGCUGCAGAACAUCUCUAGAUUUAAAACACUUCGAAAGCUUGUUAUCAGCUUUAAUGACUUUGCUUCUUUAAAUGAUAUUUAUGACUUGCCCAACCUGGAGUAUUUGGAUGCAAGCCAUAACCAUGUGAUCACUCUUGAGGGCAUUAGAGGCUUAAGCAAACUGCAGUUCUUUGACCUGAGCUGGAAUCAGCUGAAAGAGUCCAAGGAAGUUUUGAACAUCUUAUGUGAACAUACUCCCAGUUUACAAAGCCUGGACAUCAGACACAACCCAUGGUGUAAGCCCACCUCCAUCCGGCUCAGUGUCAUCGGCCGACUGAAGACUCUCACUAACCUAGAUGGAGUCCUGAUUGCUGAUGAAGAAGCUGCAGAAGCACUAUACUAUAUUGAAGGAUCAGUGAUAAACAAGACAUCACUGUUGAAAUAUUCUAGGACUGAUGAAGAAAAGCCCCCCAUUCUCAGUGUAUUUUCUUGUGCUACAAUUCUGUCUCAAAUCAGCAAGAACAGGGUGGAUUUACAGAUGGAACAUAACUGGUAUUCAAUGAUCACUGUCUUAAAUCUGGAUGACCAACAUCUCUUCAAAAUUUCCAACUUGGAAAAACUGGAGCACUUAAGAUGGGCAUCAUUUAGCAACAACAAUCUCACACAAGUAGAAGGACUGGAAUCCUGUCUUAACCUCGAAGAACUCACUUUAGAUGAAAACUGCAUUUCCACACUCGAUGGAAUUUCAAAGCUCACCAAACUUACAAGACUCAGUGUAAAUAAGAACCAUCUUACCAGCCUCAAAAGACACGUGUUUGAGAAUCUGUCUCAUCUUCAUUACAUCUCUGUUGAGAACAACAGGAUCACAUCUUUAGUUGGUUUAAGGAAAACAUACUCCCUAAUAGAAUUAUACAUCAGUUAUAACUGUAUUUCAGCGAGCCAAGAGAUACAUCAUUUAAAGGGUUUAACUAAUCUGAUAAUUCUGGACAUGAGUGGAAAUGGAAUAGUCUGGAAACAAGAUAACUACAGACUAUUUGUGUUAUUCCAUCUUCCCUCUCUCAAUGCUUUAGAUGGCAUCUCUGUAGAACCUGCGGAAGGAGAAUGUGCAAAAGACUUGUUUGAAGGCAAACUCACCUCUGACAUGAUUGCAGAUAGGCUGGGACAUUCAGACUUCACCGAAAUGCAGGAAUUAAAUUGGGCAAGCUCUAACAUAAGAGCUGUAGAGCUGGUGCCAGCAGAUCAGUUUAGAAGUGUCAACAGUGUGAAUUUACAGAACAACAAUCUCACGUCUUUCAGUGGAUUAAUCUUCCUUCCCAAUGUCAAGGUACUAUGUCUGAAUUACAAUCACAUUGAAUCAAUACUGCCUGGACAAAAAUCUGCAAAUGAGUUAACAAACAGGCAGCAACUGCACCGAAAGGUGAUCUCUAGUGGUUAUGGACAACAAGAAUAUACCAAAGGAAGAAGGGAUGCAGGGUUUGAAGAAAGUCUGCCUCCAAUAAUGCAGAGUUUGGAAGUUCUUCAUCUGGGCCAUAACGGAAUUACUGACAUGGCCUACCUACAGCUUAGCAGGCUGAAAAACCUCAAGUUUCUAUUUUUGCAGGGAAAUUUGAUCAGACAAAUUGAAGGACUUGAAGGCCUCCAGUUUCUGCAAGAGUUGGUGCUGGACCACAACCGCAUUAAAAGAAUUUCACAAGGCUCUCUUGCUGGACAGAGCGAUCUUCAGACUCUUGAUCUAGAGAAAAACCACAUACGAGAACUGAACGGUUUAAAACCCUUGGUAAAAUUGCAGAAACUCUUUCUUCAGUUCAACAGAAUUCAGGAAAUAUCUGAACUAGAAAAACUUCAAGUUAUUCCUAGUCUCAAGGUGCUCUCACUGCAUGGAAAUCCAGUUUAUCUCAAGAAGAACUACCGUUCACUGCUUGUCAUCCAGCUGCCAGCACUACAAGUGUUAGAUGGAAUUGCAGUAAAUGCAGAAGAGAGGGAUUUCCGGGUUGCAAACUCCACAAAGGACUCUGGAUUUCCUGCACUGCCAGACAGUUUUACAAGACGCACUCCUCUCAGGAUCUCAACAGUGGACCUGAAUGAAAGCAUCACCCAUUUAUUUGAUCUUACAUUUGGUCAUAAAGUGGCAGAGCCUCUACUGAAUAAACCAGAUAAAAGUAUGCCUGGGAAUCCAGCAAUUGCAACACACAGUCUGCGAAGCAGCCAUGUAAAAAGAGCUCUUAGGCAAGCCAAAGGAGCAACAGCUGAUCUUAGAAGCAGUUUGGUGCCUCACAGUGUUACUUCUCAAACCAGCCAACUGCAUCAGAACAGCAGAGAAAACGUGGGCAGGUGAAGACUCUUACCAACUCUAAACACAGUAUAAUUUUCUCUCCUUUCUGAAGAGGGGGUUAGGACCAAAGUACCUCUCUUCCUUCUUCAUUUGACUGAUGUGCAAGAUAACAACACUUUUUUUCUACAAAGGCUGCCAAGUUUUCUUUUUUCUGAUUCCAGAUCCACCAAAAACAUGUUUAAUCUCUUCUGAUAAAAUCUGCACUGCAUCUGUGAGAACAACCUAGGAACAAUUAAAAAUUUGCAGCUAAAACAAUGACUAUUAAACAGGGCCAGCUCUUUGAUAAAGUAAGCUUGUAUCUAUCAAAUCCCUCUUUAAUCCUGCUCCGCCACGAGCUCAAAACUUCAUUUUGUUUUGUAUUUGUUACCCACUUUUGUUUAGUAAUCAAGAAUAUUAAGAAUGGAAGCAGAAGUGCAAGAGUGAAGCUGUCACUGUGGUUAAUUCUGUCUAAUGGUUGUUCUGUCAGCAGCAGUAUUUUUAUUCCAUUACUUGCUGCCAGCUGAUGAAAUGGCACAGGAAAGUGACACCAGCAUUUCUUAGUAUAUCAAACAUUCACCCACCAUAGGAAAGUGGGCAGCCCUGGCACUCAGACAUUUCUAUCUUGAUGAUUAACAUUUGCUGCCUAAAGAGAUGCCAUCAAAGUCAGCUGUGUCAAUGAGUGAGGUGAUUCCAUGUUACCAAUCUGUGAGCUGUUGGUUUUUGGGUUGGUUUUUUUUUUGUUUGUUUUGCAAGAUUAGUCUCAAAUGAGCUUUUUCCUUAGACAUACUUAAUAUAUUUUUAUACUAAAAACGAUGAUACAGCUCCUAUUUCUUCUUGCUAAAUAAAGUAAUCAUUAGCUAUAUUUUGCCAUUGAAAAAGGGAGAGCUAGUUAAGGGCUUG
Molecule: messenger RNA, 5430 nt
Organism: Lagopus muta (rock ptarmigan)
Lineage: Eukaryota; Metazoa; Chordata; Aves; Galliformes; Phasianidae
Gene: LRRC9
Product: leucine rich repeat containing 9
Exons: 32
Coding region: 1-4554 (1517 amino acids)
Molecular function (GO): protein binding
Source: RefSeq, a predicted model, not a curated record